Molecule: messenger RNA, 1400 nt
Organism: Gastrolobium bilobum
Lineage: Eukaryota; Viridiplantae; Streptophyta; Magnoliopsida; Fabales; Fabaceae
Product: serine/arginine-rich splicing factor RS2Z33-like
Exons: 7
Coding region: 400-1176 (258 amino acids)
Biological process (GO): mRNA splicing, via spliceosome
Cellular component (GO): nuclear speck
Molecular function (GO): mRNA binding; zinc ion binding
Source: RefSeq, a predicted model, not a curated record
GCAACGUACUCGGAGAGUUAGAAGAAAUCAACAAUGCCUCGCUACGGUGAUAAAUAUGAUAACACCCGCCUCUAUGUGGGUCGGUUGUCUUCAAGGACACGUUCUCGUGAUCUGGAGCGAGUCUUCAGCAGAUAUGGAAGGUUUCUGGGGGUUUUGGCUAAUCCUUGGAGGUCUGUGGUGGGAGGGUGGCCUUGGUGGAAUUGGUGGAAAUUCCUGCCUGAGUGUUGACUUUGGCGAUUCUUUCUGUAAUGUUAUUGCGUGUUUUUAUGGAAAUGGCAACAAUCACAAACUGGUGUUUAGUUCGUUUUUGAGGGCCGAAGUAUCAUGCACUUCCCGUAGUUAAGUAAUGAUGGCCUUACUGUUUCUGGAAACCAUUUACGCAGAGUUCGAGAUGUGGAUAUGAAGCAUGAUUUCGCCUUUGUUGAAUUUAGCGAUCCUCGAGAUGCUGAUGAUGCAAGAUAUAACUUGGAUGGUCGUGACGUUGAUGGAAGUCGCAUUGCUGUGGAAUUUGCAAAAGGGGUUCCUCGUGGUUCCCGGGAAUAUAUGGGUCGGGGUCCUCCUCCUGGAUCUGGACGCUGCUUUAACUGUGGCAUUGAUGGCCAUUGGGCUCGAGAUUGUAAAGCUGGGGAUUGGAAGAACAAGUGUUACCGCUGUGGGGAGAGAGGUCAUAUAGAAAGGAAUUGCAAGAACAGUCCCAAAAAGUUGAGACGAGGACAUAGUUAUUCGCGCUCACCAGUCAGGUCACGGUCACCUCGCCGUGGCAGAAGCCGGGAUCGAAGUUACAGCCGAGACCGCAGCUACAGCCGAUCAAUAUCCCCUAUCAGAAGUCCGGUUCGUGAAGAUAGAUCAGAGUCUCCUCGCUACAGAAGCCCUCUCCCCAAAAGUAGUGCUCAGUCUUCCAAGACAAGGAAGCAUAGUCCAUCACCUGACCAGAGCAGCCCACUGAAGAGAGGUUACACAUCUGGUAAUGAUAGGCUUGAUGGGUCUGACUACAGUGAUGGUCCUAGAGGAAAGAGUAGAAGCCCUGCAAGGGACCCUGAAGAUAUGGGCUAUGAUAGCCCUAAAAUUAAUGGCCGCAGCCCUAGUCGUAGCCCUAGGGAGGAUGAUAGGAGCCCCAUUGAUGAUGAUGAUGAUAACAACAACCGCCACUCACCUAGAGGCAGCGAGUCACCUUAAAAUGUGUACUUUUCUGAGAAAUGAACUCAUUACGCGGGGUAGGAUUUAUCUGCUUUGGUUAUCAAUUGCACUUCAUCUAUUUGCCAUAGAAACCUAUGUGAAAUUCAUGUUUAUGUUAUGAAGAACGGUUUUAUGUAUGUUAUUUUUCAGAUUCUUGUUUAAACCAAUGUGAAUUAUCGUGAGAAAUUUAAGUCGAGCGUGUUUAGAAUCUUUUUAACUCAUAA